Molecule: messenger RNA, 1143 nt
Organism: Tarenaya hassleriana
Lineage: Eukaryota; Viridiplantae; Streptophyta; Magnoliopsida; Brassicales; Cleomaceae
Product: translation initiation factor eIF-2B subunit alpha
Biological process (GO): translational initiation
Cellular component (GO): eukaryotic translation initiation factor 2B complex
Molecular function (GO): translation initiation factor activity; guanyl-nucleotide exchange factor activity
Source: RefSeq, a predicted model, not a curated record
UUUCUCUGCUGAACAUUUUAUCGGGAAAGUGACGGAAAAAAAAAAGAAAAAAAAAAUCAAAUGUGGCGGAGAUCAGCCUCGUUCAUCCUCGACGGGCAACGAAGCUCGAAUUCACCUCCCAUGGAAAACCCUAACCCUAAUCCUGACGCCAUCUCGGCCUACUAUCAGACGCGCGCGGAGCACCACGGCGUCAUCACCUGCGACUGGUUGGCCCAAGCUCAGGCCGCCGUCGGCGGCGCAGACCAGCAGCAGACCGUCUCCUCCGCUACCGCUGCCGCUUCCUCCGGCGUGGGAACCGGUGAAUCGUUCGUCGUGAUCGACGAGUUCAACAACUGGCGAAAGCAGCCGGAUCUGGCGGAGGCCAUCGCGGCUAUUCGUGCGUUAGCGGGUAUUCGCGCCAGCGAGGCGAUGACUAUGAUGGAGCUUGAGAUUGAGCUAAAAAAGGCCUCCGAUACACUGAGAUCAUGGGACAAAACAUCAAUCUCCUUAACUGCGGGAUUUGAUCUGUUUAUCAGAUAUGUGACGAGAACAUCUGCUUUAGAAUACGAGGAUUUCAAUUCAGCUAAGUCUUGUCUGCUUGAGCGUGCAGAGAAAUUCGGGGAAAUAUCAUUCAAGCCACGAAGGAUUAUUGCAAUGCUUAGUCAAGAUUUUAUAUUCGAUGAUUGUACAAUUUUGGUUCAUGGAUUCUCUAGAGUUGUUCUUGAAGUUCUAAAGAACAACAAACUCUUUCGAGUUUUCUGCACAGAGGGAAGGCCUGACGGGACCGGAGUUCUGCUAUCCAACGAGCUAGCAAAGCUCGAUGUCCCUGUGAGACUGCUUUUGAAUACCGCCGUGGCAUAUAGCAUGGACGAGGUAGACAUGAUAUUCGUCGGGGCUGAUGCAGUCAUAGAGAGCGGCGGCAUAAUCAACAUGAUGGGAACUUACCAGAUCGCACUCGUUGCAUACAGUAUGAACAAACCUGUCUAUGUAGCCGCAAAAGUUACAAGUUUGGGAGGCUUUACCCGUUGGACCAGAAGGAUAUGGCGCCGGCGUUGUGGCCGAUAAGAGUUUGGAGUGAAGAUUCCGGGGAAAGUUGAGGUGGAAACGUCGGCAAGAGAUUAUACGCCGCCGCAGUACUUGACGCUGCUCUUCACAGAUUUGGGA